AUGGGUGAACCGUCGAAAACCUUUGAAGGAAAUACGGGGCCUAAUUUAUCUAAUGCGGCAAUUACGCCAGGUUUGGGUGAGGGACAUUCUUUUAGAAAUGCUAUUCCGUCGACAUCUACUGGAAUAGGAGUGUUAGGACCUCCUGCUUUACCCCCCAGACCAGAAUUAAAUACGUCUGGUUACAAUAGCUACGGAAUGAAUUCUGGGUAUGGCGUAGGGGGAUUCGGUAGUAUGGGAGGAUACGGAGGAGUUGGUGGUUACGGGUCGUAUGGAGGAUACGGGGGAAUGGGCUAUGGCGGUAUGGGAUACGGAAUGGGGAUGGGCGGAAUGGGUGGAUACGGAUCCUAUGGCGGUUUUAACAGAUUCGGAGGUCCGAUGUAUGGAGGAGAUAUCGAAAGCAGGUUCAUUCAAAUGGCAGAGGAAAAUUCGAGGCCAGCGUUUGACUCAAUACAGAGUCUUGUGAAUGCUGUUGGCGGUGUCGCUAUGAUGCUGGAGAAUACCUUCUUUGCUCUCACAAGCUCAUUUAGAGCUAUUCUAGGUGUAGCAGAAAACUUUGGACGUUUAAGGACUUUGUUUGCCCAGUUCUGGUCGACAUUCGCUGUAGUGCGUAGCCUCAACUGGCUUAUAAGAAAACUUAUGGUUAUGCUUGGCAUAAGGACCGAAAGUGAAUUCAAGGCAUGGGCCGAAGCAGUAGCCGCUACACAAUCCGGCACCGGCACACCAGAGCAGAAGGCCAAGGGCUCCACGUGGCCAAUCCUGCUCUUCUUCGGCGUGAUUGCUGCAGCGCCUUAUAUCGUGCUCCGGAUGCUUAAAGGAUUAACCAGCAGUAUAGACGAAAAACUCAACGACCCGACGACCUGGCAGAAUCCACUCCGUGCGGUCGCACAAUACGAUUUCCAAGCUUCAAACCCGCAGGAGCUCAACUUCUCCGCCAGCCAGGUCCUCACACUGGCCCCUCAACACGUCCAGGGCACUCUGUGGAAUUCAGGAUGGCUCAUGGCAUCGACGGACCGAAAACGAGCUGGUUUAGUACCAGUCAAUUAUAUUAAAGUUAUAAAACCUAAUAACGGCGGUCAUGAACAAAGUAUAAACCAGAAAGAAAAUAAAAUCGAGCAACCGGCAACCAAUAUGGCCGAUUUGGAUAAAUACUAUACACAGGAACUGUAAACAUUUAGUCUAAAAUAUAUGUUUAAGCAAUGUGAUACUUCCUUAAAUAGCCCACACUUAAUAUUUUUUAUAAUAUUGAAUUCCUCAAUACAACUCUAAAGAGAA
This is a messenger RNA of Hyposmocoma kahamanoa, 1272 nucleotides long. RefSeq names its product probable peroxisomal membrane protein PEX13 (gene Pex13). The coding region runs from base 1 to 1167 and encodes 388 amino acids. Gene Ontology annotation, biological process: protein import into peroxisome matrix, docking. Gene Ontology annotation, molecular function: protein binding. The transcript has 5 exons. The record is from RefSeq and is a predicted model, not a curated record. Gene Ontology annotation, cellular component: peroxisomal membrane; peroxisome; peroxisomal importomer complex. Lineage: Eukaryota; Metazoa; Arthropoda; Insecta; Lepidoptera; Cosmopterigidae.